Planococcus citri (citrus mealybug) is the source of this 2924-nucleotide messenger RNA. RefSeq names its product leucine--tRNA ligase, mitochondrial-like. The transcript has 11 exons. Gene Ontology annotation, biological process: mitochondrial translation; leucyl-tRNA aminoacylation. NCBI's taxonomy places the organism in Eukaryota, Metazoa, Arthropoda, Insecta, Hemiptera, Pseudococcidae. Gene Ontology annotation, molecular function: ATP binding; leucine-tRNA ligase activity. The record is from RefSeq and is a predicted model, not a curated record. Gene Ontology annotation, cellular component: mitochondrion. The coding region runs from base 225 to 2831 and encodes 868 amino acids.
GCGCUUUAGACCGAACGAUGAUGUACUGAUAACAAAUUUCCCCGGUUCAAAUUUUUGUUCGAAUUUUUUAGUCUCCAAAUUCACGAUGUUUUUGAAUAAAUUUAUUGAGCUGAAACAAAAACAAUCUGAAUCUCAUCUCACCUAAGUAUCCCUUUAAUUAGAAAUGUUCUUCGUUGGAUUUAUUCCUCUCUACUGUCCUUUCAUUGAGUCAUCAUUUCAGCAAAAUGAAACUGUGGAACACCACUUCGAUUUUAAAGAAAUCAGCGUUGGUGACGAAAUACCCAAGUAUUUGCUCUUGUCGACUACUCAGCAACGAUAUAUGGAAGAAAAAAGUUGACGUCAAAUUGUACAAAGAAACGGAAAACUAUUGGAAGAAGAAAUUCGCCGAACAAUCUUACUUCGACAAGACCAAAUUAGAUGAAAAAUUCUACGUUCUGUCUAUGUUUCCAUAUCCAUCGGGUAAUUUGCACAUGGGCCAUGUACGAGUCUACACCAUAAGUGACGCUUUAGCUCUGUACCAUCGUAUGAAUGGGAAAAAUGUUUUUCAACCCAUGGGUUGGGAUGCCUUUGGUUUACCUGCUGAGAAUGCUGCAUUCGAACGUCAGAUUGCUCCAAAUGUAUGGACGAAGCAGAAUAUCGAACAUAUGAAAAAACAACUACGAGAAUUCUCAUUUUCGUUCGACUGGGAUCAUGAGAUUAAUACCUCAGAUCCGGAGUAUUAUCGUUGGACUCAGUACAUUUUUUUGAAAAUGUACGAAGCCGGAUUAGUUUAUCGAAGAGAAGCUUUGGUGAAUUGGGAUCCAGUUGAUGAAACAGUUCUGGCCGAUGAACAAGUCGACGAAAAUGGUUAUUCGUGGAGAUCUGGCGUUAAAGUUGAGAAACGUAUUUUAAAUCAGUGGUUUAUUCGAACAACUAAAUUUGCCAAAGACUUAUACGAUGGAUUGAAUGACGUUGAUCAAGACACGUGGGAUGGUAUUCCAGAGUUUCAAAGAAACUGGAUUGGCAAAUGCAACGGAUACUCUUUCGAUCUCAUAUUACAUCCCAAAAUGGAGAAAUACAUCAGUGUUUGGGUUGAAGACCCUCUUGUACUUUUAAACGCAGAGUUCAUCGUCAUCAAACCAGACAGUUAUAUUUGUUCGUUACUCGAUGACCAAAGUUCUGAAAAUAUCGAAGCAAAAAAUCCAUUUAAUAAUCGUACAUUACCUAUUUAUGUCUAUAACGAAGGAAUGACAUCCAAAAUAGAUUUUCCUAUCGAAAGAGAUACCUACUUGGGCGCACCUUCUAUAAACGAAUCCGAUAAACAAUUCGCUGAAGAAGUGAAUCAUUCAUCGUCAAAAGUCUCCAACGAUUCGCUCAACGUUCGUCAAAUACUCGAGAAAGCAGAAAAUUUACGUAUAGGAGGGUAUCCUGUAAGUUCAAAGUUGAAAGACUGGCUAAUUUCGAGGCAGCGUUACUGGGGCACACCUAUACCAUUAAUUCAGUGCCCAAAAUGUGGUCCACAACCAGUUCCUUUGGAAGAUUUACCCGUUACUUUGCCUCCUAUUCCGAAAGAUCGUCAAAUUAAUAAAAAUUUAAACAAACUGUUGUGGGAAUCUGACUGGAGAAAUACUUCUUGCCCAAAAUGCGGUGGGAAAGCUGUAAGAGAAACUGAUACUAUGGAUACGUUUGUCGAUUCUUGUUGGUAUUUCUUGAGAUAUGUUGAUCAUAAAAAUGAUGUUGGACCUUUCGAUAGUGAUAUUGCUAAUAAGAUGUUGCCAGUUGAUAUUUACGUCGGGGGAAAAGAGCACGCUCAUCUUCAUCUUUACUAUGCCAGAUUCAUUAGUUAUUUUUUACAUUCGAUCGGACUUACGAAUUUUCGAGAACCUUUUACGAAUUUAUUAUGCCAAGGAAAGGUGAGGAAUAAAACGUACAAAAAUUCUAGAGGUCGUUAUUUUAAACCGGAAGAAAUUGAAUUCAAAGGCAAUAAAGUAUUUUCAAAAGAUUCCAACGAAGAGCUAACUUGCACUUGGGAAAAGAUGGGUAAAUCGAGCUACAAUGGAAUCGAACCGAGCAUCGUUAUUGGCCAGUAUGGCAUUGAUACAACUCGUAUUUUUCUGUUACACGAAUAUUCUCCUAUCGAAAGCAUGGAUUGGGAUACCAAAAAGUUUGCUAUAAUUCAAAAGUGGCAAUACAGAAUGUGGCUGACGAUAACAGAUUUCCUCAGAGUUCGAUCGAAUCCUUUAAAAGGUCCUCAACCAGUUAUCAAUAUGCAAGAAGAAGAAUUGGUUUUGAGAAAAGCUCGUAAUUCUAGUCUCGGAGAAAUAACUCAUCAUUACGAAAAAACACGAAAUUUUGCUUCAAUUUCUUACGCAUUAUUAAAUCAAACGAUGAUCCUACGAAAACCAGCUCGAGAAGUUCGAAAGUAUAGUAAAGAAUACGAGAAAAGUUUAGCUACAUUUUUAAUCACGUUAGCACCGUUGGCGCCUCAUUUUGCGUCUACUUUAUGGCAAGGAUUUGUAUCAGCUCCGGAUAGGAUUUGUGGCGUUGAUGAGAUUAACUGGGAUGAGAAUAUGUUGAAGCAGAAAUGGCCUAAAGUUGAUCCAGAUUAUAUGUUACCAGUUUAUUGUCGAUUCGGUGAUGGCAAAUUGUAUGAAAUUGGUCACGUGAUGAAUCAACAUCUUUCAGAGUUCUCUUUGGAAGAUGCUUUGAAUUUGGUUCAAACAAAUCACAGAUACCAGAAGCUAUCUCCGUUUAAAUUGUUGAAGUUGGUUGGAUUAAGAAAACAUCAAGAAUACAAUGCUACCUUACACUUUGAUAUAAUAAAAUCCGAAAAGCGAACGGAUUACGAAUAAUGUGGUGAUUUUCUUAAUAUUUUGAGAGUUUGUAAAUAAUAAUGUAGUUUUCAUUUUGGAAAACGAAAUACAAUAGGUUUUUAUUUGAGAAAA